Messenger RNA from Chondrus crispus (carragheen), 1089 nucleotides. RefSeq lists its product as hypothetical. The transcript has a single exon. NCBI's taxonomy places the organism in Eukaryota, Rhodophyta, Florideophyceae, Gigartinales, Gigartinaceae. The record is from RefSeq and is a predicted model, not a curated record. The coding region runs from base 1 to 1089 and encodes 362 amino acids.
AUGUACAGCACGCCCAUUCAGAACCCUCCGGCUGCGGCCUUCGCCACCCCGCUCUCCCCCCACCGUUUUCCUACGUGUUCCCAAAAGUCUACUCAGUCCGACCGCCGUCAUCCAAUUAUGGCCGCAAAAAUGUUCCCAGCACGCACCGCCGUGGUCACGGGAGCCUCUAGCGGCAUAGGCGCUGAGACGGCUCGUGGUCUGGUUCGCGACCUCAACACCCUCGACCAUCUCUUCUUGUGCUGCCGUGAUGUCGCCAAAGGCGAGCGCAUCGCUGCACCGCUUCGCUCCUCCUCCGAGGGCCUCGACAUCACGAUCGUGCCCGUUGAGCUCACCUCCCCGACCUCUAUCGUCUCCUGUGCAGAAACGCUUUCUGCGAAGCUCAACGGCGCCCCGCUCGACUUACUCAUCUGCAACGCCGGGAUCAUGGCGCCCCCGCUAGGGUUUGCCGACGAAUUCGGAGAGAUCGAGCAACAGUUUGCAGUCAAUCAUCUUUCACAUGCGCUGCUUUCCCAGCGCUUGUUGCCUUCACUGCGGGCAGGGGAUGGCGGGCGUGUCGUCUUCGUUUCUUCAAUGGCUGCGUCUCUCGCCAGGAGCAGGGAUACGCCACCGGUGAGCGCUGAGCGAACGAAGAAUGAGCUAAAUGAGGAGAACUAUGCGAAGUGGAAUAUGUAUGCGGAUUCAAAGCUCGCCAUGUCAAUGUAUGCACGUGCAUUAGCGAAAAAGGAGGCCAAUGUUGAAAGCGUAAGUUUACAUCCCGGGGUUGUCCAAACAGAGCUAGGUAGAUAUCUGCUACCGUCUUGGAUGGCAGAGUGGGCGAGCGCCAGCGCAGGCAAAGACCCGAGUUUGUUUCAGCGCUUUCUAUCAUUGUUUGGAUUCAAAACACCGGUGCAAGGAGCGGAGCUCAGCUUAGAGCUCGCGUGUGCAGAUCGAGGGACUCUGGAGGAUGGUGAGUUCUACAUAGCGAAGGGGGGGAAAGUGAUUUCCAACCGACUGGCGCCUCUGCUAAGAAAUGGACGAGAGUGUGAAAAGGUUUUCACUGAUGCAGAAGAAGUUUUGGAGAAGGCUUGUCCAGGAGAUACCGCACGGUAA